This is a messenger RNA of Daldinia loculata, 1450 nucleotides long. RefSeq lists its product as uncharacterized. Lineage: Eukaryota; Fungi; Ascomycota; Sordariomycetes; Xylariales; Hypoxylaceae. The transcript is spliced from 7 exons. The coding region runs from base 184 to 1302 and encodes 372 amino acids. The record is from RefSeq and is a predicted model, not a curated record.
AUCAGGGCUGGAACUUGGUCUAGGUAUCUUCCGGAUCCAUCGUCUAGUAUACUACAGUAUUGCGACUAAUACCCCAUGAACCAGAACUAAAACCAGGGACAUCUAAUUACAUAAGAGAUCCUGCUAUGUUAAACCAGCGUUAGAAGUUGAUUAUUCUUCGUUUUCGGGUUUUCAUCAAUCAACAUGUCGGUCAAUGCGGUCCCCCAGGUCUACAUGCCUAUACUAGGCUUCGUGAAAGCCGAACUCGUCGUCAAUUGUGUUUUAGUCUUUCUAGUUUUGACAACUGUCACGUUACGAGUUAUAGGACGACUUAACGGACCGGGACUAGGUUGGGAUGAUUAUAUGGUUAUCUUCGCGACGCCUUUAGGUGUCGGCAUGUUAGCAUGCCAAGGCCUUUUUGCACCUGUAGGAAAUGGUUACGAUUUACCUGAACAUCCAGAACUUGCGGCCAAUAUUCCAUUUAUCCUCCAGUUGACAUUUUGUAUGCAAGUUAUAUAUGUCACCCUAUUAGCAUCAGUAAAAGCGAGCAUGCUGUUCUUCUUCCUGCGCGUUUUCGCCACCCCUUUCAUGCAACGCGCUGGCCGGAUCUGUUUGGUAUUCGUGGCGGCCUGGCUGGUAUCCUACCUCGCCUCCUGUAUUUUCCUCUGCACUCCGAUCUCAGGACAGUGGACUGGUAUUGGCAAAUGCGGUGCAUAUAUCCCCAUGAUUCAAUCGUUGAUUGUGACAAACGCUAUCGGAGACAUUGUCAUCAUGGCGCUCCCGAUGAAAAUUAUUUGGUCUUUACAAACGCGAACGACUGAUAAGAUUGGAAUCACGUCGUGCUUUGCGUUGGGUAUUGCCUGUGUUAUUUGUGCCGUCUUCCGAGUGAUAUACAUUUCCACGGUGGAUCUGAACAGCAAUAUCACAGGCACAAUGCCUACCACGGUUUUCCUCUUCAUCCUGGAGCCCAACCUAGCUAUUCUCUGCGUUAGCAUCCCGAUGCUUCGACCGUUUUGGGUGAGAUACAAGGAAAGCACUCGCGGCGCCUCCAAGAUACGUGAAUAUUCGGAUCAGCAGACUAUUGGAUCUAAAGGCAUGAAAAAUUCCAACCAAAGAAGCAAGAACGCGAAUACCUUGACGGACACCAUGAACAUGACAACUUGGGAGAUGGACGACUACAACCAAGAGGGGAAUAAGUUCGAUACUACGGCGGCUACGUACGCCGAUGAGUCUGGGUCGGAGAAAAAUCUAACCACGUCUCCCCAGUUACCAGGACAAAACGGAAUUGCCGUUGAGACGAAAUGGACUGUCACUCGGAACUAAAAGUUGGGAUGGAGUAUCUUUUAAAGGGGCAUAGAUGAAAGCUUUGAUAGGCACACAGAAUAGCGAAUGUUUGAAAAAGGCUCAGAAAUAGCCACACACCAUUUAUACACGGUACGAUUAUUUAAUCACAAGUCUACGCAAUCUAUAU